This is a messenger RNA of Kogia breviceps (pygmy sperm whale), 1872 nucleotides long. It is a transcript of the gene GCKR, whose product is annotated as glucokinase regulator. Lineage: Eukaryota; Metazoa; Chordata; Mammalia; Artiodactyla; Physeteridae. The record is from RefSeq and is a predicted model, not a curated record. Gene Ontology annotation, cellular component: nucleoplasm; cytosol. Gene Ontology annotation, biological process: carbohydrate derivative metabolic process; response to fructose; negative regulation of glucokinase activity. Gene Ontology annotation, molecular function: enzyme binding; carbohydrate binding; fructose-6-phosphate binding.
AUGCCAGGCACAAAACAGUUUUAACGUGUGACUGAGACCCCGGAGCCUGGCAAGUGGGAGUUGUCUGGGUAUGAGGCAGCCCUGCCCAUCACAGAGAAGUCAAACCCACUGACCCGGGAUCUGGACAAAGCAGAUGCCAAGCAGAUUGUUCAGUUGCUGGGGCAAUGUGAUGCUGAGAUCUUCCAAGAGGAGGGACAAGUCAUGCCACAUGCCAGGUGACCCAGAACCAUCCCCUGGACACUGCAAUGACUCAACAGUGAGUCAACUCUGACCACCAUGGUAUAAGUGGCUGGAAAAGUUCAGGAAGUGCUGAAGGAGCCUGAGGGGGGCACUGGUGGGGCUGAGUGGAGGGGUACCUCUGGCAGGAUGGCAUUCCUCAUGUCGGUCUCCUUUAACCAGCUGGUGAAAGGUCUAGGACAGAAACCUCUUUACACCUACCUCAUUGCAGGAGGUGACAGGUCUGAGAUGGCCUCUAAGGAGGGGACGGAAGAUAGUGCCCUGGAUGGGAUCGAGGAACUGAAGAAGUCUGUGGCUGCUGGGAAGAAGAGGGUGAUUGUCAUUGGCAUUUCAGUGGGACUCUCUCCUCCCUUUGUGGCAGGCCAGGUGGACUACAGCAUGGAUAACCCAGCCGUCCUUCUGCCAGUCCUGACUGGUCUCAACCCAGUGAGCGUGGCCAGAAAUGACCCCGUUGGAGACUGGAGUUCAACACUUCGACAAAUAGCAGAGCAGAUGCAGAAACGCCAGAGAAAACAGAAAGCUUUUGUGCUCAAUCCUGCAACUGGGGUGAGAUCUGCCCCCACCCCUACCCCUCACACCCACCUCUGGAUGGCUUUGCCACUUAGGGCCUCUGAUUUUAGAUGCCUUCUGGAAGUCCUGCAGACAUUUGAGUGAGCUCAUCAGGUGACCUAGAGUCAACGCCUCAAGAUCACCGCCCUGAUGAAGCAAGUCAGCACCAGCCUGGAGAAAAAAGGCUGAGUAUACCUGGUUGGCUGGCAGAGCCUGGGCAUCAUUGCCACCAUGGAUGGACUGGAGUGCAUCCACACCUUUGGUGCUGAUUUCCAAGAUGUCCAUGGCUUUCUCACUGGUGAUCACAGUGACAUGUUUAACCAGAAGGCUGAGCUCAUCAACCAGGGUCCCCAUUUCUUCUUCUCCCAGGAACACUUCUUGACUUCCAUCCUGCCAUCCCUUGCAGAAAUUGACACUAUGGUCUUCAUUUUUACCCUGGAUGACAACCUCAAGGAGGUGCAAAUGCUGGUGGAGCAGGUGAAAGAGAUGACCUCCAACAUCCAGGCCUUGGCACACAGCACUGUAGGGCAGUCCCUGCCGGAGAGGACCCCUCUGAAGAAGCUCUUUCCCUCGAUCAUCAGCAUCACAUGGCCACUGCUUUUCUUCGAAUAUGACGGGGACUUCAUCCAGAAGUUCCAGCAUGAGCUAAGCACCAAGUGGGUGCUGAAUACGGUGAGUACAGGGGCCCAUGUGCUUCUUGGGAAGAUCUCCCAAAACCACAUGUUGGACCUCCACAUUUGCAACUCCAAGCUCUUCUGGCGGGCUCUGGCCAUGCUACAGCGGUUCUAGGGACAGCCCAAGGCUCGAUGCAUCGAGAGCCUCCUCCAGGUGAUCCACUUCCCUCAGCCACUGUCGGAUGAUAUUCGAGGAGCUCCCAUCUCCUUCCAUGUCCAGGUUGCACACGAGAAGGAACAGGCGAUCUCCAUAGCCUUGCUGAGCCUCCUAUUCCGGUGCUCCAUCCCUGAGGCCCAGGCAUACCUGGCUGCAGCUCCCCCUGUCCGUGAGGCUUUCAGGAGCUCCCUCACCCGGCCAGAUUGGAAGCGCAACGCGGACCUCUUGGAGACCCUAGAUCAUGCUGUGCCGUGA